Messenger RNA from Guyanagaster necrorhizus, 561 nucleotides. RefSeq lists its product as uncharacterized. The record is from RefSeq and is a predicted model, not a curated record. The transcript has 7 exons. NCBI's taxonomy places the organism in Eukaryota, Fungi, Basidiomycota, Agaricomycetes, Agaricales, Physalacriaceae. The coding region runs from base 1 to 561 and encodes 186 amino acids.
AUGGUGCUUGAAUACUCAGAGUACAUCUUUUCCCUUGUUCUUAUCACGUUUCUGACCAUCGUACCAUCUGCAGUUUCAGUUUACAUUGCAUCCGAUGCGAUAACGGAAGAUGAAGUUGCAUCUCAUAACCCUCGGUUCUCCGCCACCAAAUCCAGGCACAACCCUGACUCGAUAUCAGUUGACGACAAAACCCGCCUUGGGUCCAAUAGGAACGAACAGUUCUCUUUGCCUCGUGCCGCGACACCUGACAACCCCGCCACCCAUUUUCUUUGCAUUCCAGACUUCGACAACACUACUGUUUAUGAAUCCGACUGGCUAACUGCUGCGCCGUCAACCGCCCGCCGUUUGACGGCGUUUACUCGCCAGUGGAAGAAGGUGGAAGAAUACAUUAAGCUGAGUCGCUUGGGGAAGUGGGGAACUGACGAUCGCCGUGGUCCACGCCUCGACAUAACAACGAGGAUAAGCGAGGACAGUUCAUGUUUUCUCGGCCGACAGGCGCUUGGCGAAUCGCGCCUCCAAGUCGACUAUGUAAUAGAUCCCGUACUUCAAGGAAAGAACUGA